UUGGGCUCGUUCAAACGUAACGACACGCAAAUAAAGUCAAUUUCCGCACAUAUCUACCAAGAAAAAAUUGGCAACCAUCCAACAGUGGGGAAAACUUUACUAUUGGCACAAAAAGAACUUCAGGUUUCACUAACCUACAAAUCAAAUUCCAAAAGAAAACAGUAACAACACCAAUAGCUCAAAAUGGCUCAAAUGAUUCAAAUGUCCACAGAGCAAUUACAACAACUCAUUGAUUCGGUGCGUACCUCGGCCACCAGUAGUGCAGCUGCGGCCAGUGCUGCAGCAGCGGCACAAACUUCACUCAAAUCCAAAGGCAGUUUCAGUAAUUGUCCUUCCCGUUUUGGGGGUCAACGUGACCAUGAAGCUGUCGAAGAAUUCAUUACAUCCAUUACCACCUACAAAGAAAUCGAAUGCAUUACCGAUGAGGAUGCCUUAAAAGGUGUUUCAUUGCUUUUCUAUGGCUUGGCAUCGACCUGGUGGCAGGGUGUCCGCAAAGAGGCGAAAACUUGGAACGAUGUUCUAUCUCUAAUACGAGAUCAUUUCUCACCCACCAAACCUUCGUAUCAGAUUUAUUUGGAAAUUUUCGAAAAGAAACAAGAUGAAGUGACCGCCAUCGAUACGUUUGUUUGCCAGAAGAGGGCAUUGCUGGCCCAACUUCCCGAUGGCCGUCACGAUGAAGAGACUGAAAUCGAUUUGACCUAUGGUCUGUUGAAUAUUAAAUAUCGCAAACACAUUGCCCGCCAUGAUUUCAAGACAUUCCGUGAACUUUUGGAGAAGGGUCGCAUUAUUGAGCGGAAUAUGAUGGAAGAUCUGAAUCAAACGGAAUUCAGGGGACCCAUACGUGGGGUGAGGGGUACGAAACGUUGUACAUAUUGUAAUUUCCGUGGUCACACCAGCGAACAAUGUCGUAAACGUCGCAAUCCCGAUGGUAGACCAAGAGAUUCAGCUCCAGCUGUUGGUGCUCAUGAAAACUGAUGCUGAUGAUAAAUGAAAAGCCCAUGUAUUUCAAAUUUCAUUUUUUAGAUAAGACCUUUGAAGAUAAGAGAGUUUUAGAUAGUCUAAGAGUAUACCAUGCUUAAUUUUAAUUAAAUAACACUAAUUGAAUAAUUACAUAAUUAAAAUUAAUAUUAUUAGCUUUAACUUCUUAUAUAUCCUUAGUCAGGUCAUGUAUCUUUUAAUGCGGCCAAGAUUUGCCACAUCGCAAGCGGCUGAUUUCUCUAAGUUUUUCUUAAACAGCCAACCAAUCAAUGUCUAUGUAUUAUUUAUUUAAUUCUUUUAAAAAUAAGCUUU
Musca domestica (house fly) is the source of this 1290-nucleotide messenger RNA. Its product is annotated as activity-regulated cytoskeleton associated protein 1-like. The transcript has a single exon. Lineage: Eukaryota; Metazoa; Arthropoda; Insecta; Diptera; Muscidae. The record is from RefSeq and is a predicted model, not a curated record. Bases 184 to 975 code for a protein of 263 amino acids.